Molecule: messenger RNA, 876 nt
Organism: Emericellopsis cladophorae
Lineage: Eukaryota; Fungi; Ascomycota; Sordariomycetes; Hypocreales; Bionectriaceae
Exons: 1
Biological process (GO): double-strand break repair via homologous recombination
Cellular component (GO): cytoplasm; chromosome
Molecular function (GO): four-way junction helicase activity; 3'-5' DNA helicase activity
Source: RefSeq, a predicted model, not a curated record
AUCGUGGUCGACGAGUGCCACCUCACGCUCACGGCGGCCGCCUUCCGCAAGAGCAUGCUACAGCUAGGCGCGCACGUGCGCCAGGUCCGGACCCAGACGGUCUGGCUGACGGCCACGCUGCCGCCGGCCUUCGAGGAGGCCUUUCUGCGCCGUAACUUCCUCGUACGGCCGCGGUUCGUCCGGGAGUCGGUGAACCGACCGAACAUCAAGUACCGGGUCGAGCGGUUCGGCGGCGCCGGGUCCGUCUGCGAGCGCGCGGUCGACCUCGUGCACGCCCUCCUGGCCGGCGAGCCCGACGACGGCGGCGGCGGCGCGAGGAUGGUCGUGUACUGUCCUACGCUCGACGCCGUGGAAGAGCUCGCCGAGGCGCUCGGCUGCCCCAUGUACGUUGGCAACCGCGCGAUGAUGAGCGGCGACGAUAAGGACGCGGCCAUCGACCGGUGGCUCAGCCCGGGCGGCUCGCCGGUCAUCGUCGCCACGUCGGCCCUGGGCGUGGGCUUCGACUACCCCCACGUGCGCUGGGUCGUGCACGUAGGCGCGCCGCGGCGUAUAACGGACUUCUCGCAGGAGUCGGGGCGCGCGGGCCGUGACGGGCGGCCGGCCACGUCCGUCAUCCUGCUCAGCGCCGCGUGGCAGCGUGCCGGCGCGCCCGCCGCCCUAGACGAGGACGAGGAGGCGAUGCAGCUCUACCUAGCGGGGGGCCACUGCCUGCGGGCCGUCCUGAGCCAGUUCCUCGACCAGCCGGGCGACUGGCGUUGGUGUAUGGAGCACGAGGACGAGCCCUGCGGCGCAUGCCCGAGGCCACGCACAGAGCGCCGGCCGACCGGGCACGUGCUCACGCUGGGCGGCCGCGCCGUCGAGAGGCAGGAGCAGCCG